This is a messenger RNA of Limulus polyphemus (Atlantic horseshoe crab), 1988 nucleotides long. RefSeq lists its product as uncharacterized. The transcript has 5 exons. Gene Ontology annotation, cellular component: nucleus. Gene Ontology annotation, molecular function: DNA-binding transcription factor activity, RNA polymerase II-specific; RNA polymerase II cis-regulatory region sequence-specific DNA binding; ATP binding. Gene Ontology annotation, biological process: regulation of DNA-templated transcription. The record is from RefSeq and is a predicted model, not a curated record. Bases 86 to 1714 code for a protein of 542 amino acids. Lineage: Eukaryota; Metazoa; Arthropoda; Merostomata; Xiphosura; Limulidae.
AGUUUCUAACUCACUUUAAAAAAUAAAAAAGGAAAAAGAAAAAAGGAUUUAUGUGAAAUUUGUUAAUGAACUCAAACUUGAACUAAUGCACUUACCCGCAGGUUUACCUGGCUUAUCAGCCAACAAGAUGACUGACUUUCGUUUGCUUGGAGAGCAGGCUCUUCACGAUGCACUUAAUGAACACCCGGGCGAAUUAGUUCAUACGGGCAGCCCAAACCUGCUUUGCUCGGUUUUACCUUCACAUUGGCGGUCUAACAAGACUCUACCUGCGGCGUUUAAAGUAGUAGCUCUAGCCGAUGUAACCGACGGGACGGUGGUGACCCUCCGAGCAGGAAACGAUGAGAACUUUUGCGCGGAACUUAGGAACUGUUCUGCAGUCAUGAAAAACCGCGUGGCCAAAUUUAACGACUUACGAUUUGUUGGAAGAAGUGGAAGAGGAAAAAGUUUAACGCUUACAAUCACACUGAGCACCUCCCCACCCCAGGUAGCUACCUACAGCAAGGCUAUCAAGGUCACAGUUGAUGGGCCUAGGGAGCCUCGAAGCAAAACACGAGAACAGAGGCAUCUACGGGCAUUUGCCACAGCUUUAUGUCAACGUCCCCCUUUUUUAGAUCAUUUAAGAGAGUGGGAUCAUUUACGAAUGAAGACAGGCCAGCUCACCUUAGAAUUGCCUAGGGGAUUUGCUGCUCCAGUUCCCCCUUCUGGUCAGGAUAUCAAUGCUACAUUUCACAUGCCACCUCAAGAACCAUCUUGGGGGUCAUAUCAUAAUCCAUAUUUAUCCUCUACAUGUGCAUUUCAACCACCUACAUUCCCAAGUUCCAUGAAUACAUGUACCCAUUCCCAAGAAGCACAACCUGACAAUCAACGGAACACAGAUGUGGAUACUCCGUGUACAUUCUCUUCAGCCCUCCAACUUGAUUCAGUAGCUGGAGCACCAUCAGGACAAACAUUACAGAACUUGACAGAAGCACCAUCUGGAUCAAACCUAAGGGUGUUUAAGCAGUCAGAGAGAAUAGACUAUGGACAGUCUAUAAGAGAUGCUGGUUCUUCAAAUGGGUACUCUUUGAACAAUUCUCCAACAGGAGAUGGUACAACCCGAGGAACAUCUUUUGUUAUGGGUAUUGGCAUCCCAGACUUCAGGAUUCCUUCUGAUCAUAUUUCCAGUCACAAUAGAUCUUCCAUGGAUCUAUCUGUGCCUCAACCAGUUUCAACAGUUGCACUUCUAUCUUGUCCUAGUAAUUCAUCAUUUUCUUUGUCAUCCAAUUACAGUGGUUCAGGAAUUAUACCCUCUAGAGGAUUCUAUGGAGCCAAUGCCAUAAACUGUGCAAGUGCAGGAGGAAUGUAUCUGAGUUCUCCAGUAGUUCCUCCAACUCUAUUGUAUCCACACCCCUAUUCUGGUAUAUCUCAAUCCCAAAUUCAUCCAUCCCUUCACUUACUGGGCAAUGAAUUUAGGGUAACUACUACUGAUACAAAUGUGAUUUCUCUACAGCACCACCAAACAAAUCAACCUCAUACUUCUCAAGGGACCUUUGUGGUUCCUUCUCAGUAUAUUAAUUCACGCCUGUUUCAACAGGAAGCUGAUUCUGGAGGAAACUCUCAUGUUAGAUUACCAGUAACACCCUCCACUAUUAUAAUGGAAAAUGUAAGAACUGAUUUGACUGAAGCAUCUUCUCAAGGCAGUUCUAGAGACCUUUCAGUUUGGAGACCUUACUGAUACACAUAUUUUUAUAACUGAAAAAAACAAUUUGUUACAAAUAGAUGUAAGAAAUGAUUUUGACUAACAGAGAUUACAUGUGAUUUUUCUGUGCCUUACUUGGCUGUGAUGAAUAAUUAUAAACUAUUUGUUGAUACCAAAGAUAUAAUAAAUGCUUAACUUAGUGGUUUUAAAAAGUGAGAUUUAAGUUGUUGUAAAUCAAUGAUCUGUAAGUUGAUUAUAUUUAUAUAAAUACUCUGAGUGUAUUUAGAUUUUUGUAUUAUGUGGCAUAAUG